AUGUCAUUGGCCAGUUUCAACGAAAGCAUCUUUCAUGACUAUCUUGCAAGCCAGGAAGCGCGUUUACCCAUCUUACCAGAUGUCGGGGAAAUAACGCCAUUAGUCACUCGAGUACUAGGGGCCAACCCUGGAAAGUUUCAAUUGCAAGGAACAAACACCUAUCUCAUCGGAAGUGGAAAAGAAAAAAUCCUGAUCGACACCGCUCAAGGCGAACCAGAGUGGAUUGACUUCAUUUCCUCGGUGCUAAAAAUAGGCGGCUUCACAAUCUCACACGUGCUUCUUACACAUUGGCACUGGGACCACACCGGUGGUGUACCUGACCUUAUCAGGCAUUAUCCGGAACUCUCAUCCGCCAUCUACAAGAAAAGUCCGGACGUUGGUCAAUUGCCUAUUGAGCAUGGACAAGUUUUCAGAGUAGAGGGGGCCACAGUGAGGGCAGUAUUCACGCCUGGGCAUGCCAAUGAUCAUAUGUGCUUUGUGCUCGAAGAAGAAAGUGCUCUUUUCACGGGCGAUAAUGUCCUGGGGCAUGGCUAUACCGUUGUUGAGGAUUUGGCACAAUAUACCACAUCUCUUGAUACCAUGGCAGAUCAACAGUGUCGAAUUGGAUAUCCUGCCCAUGGGGAUGUUAUCACAGGCCUUCCGGCGAAGAUUUCGCAAUACAAAGCACAACAAAUCCGAAGAGAGAGACAAAUAAUUCUGGCGUUGAAAAAAAGCAGAGAAAGCCAAGAACGAGAGGGGAAGGGGGGCAGAGGCAGUGUUACUAUCAGAGAAAUUGUCACUGCAGUGUAUGGUAGUGUGACAGAAGAUGUGAGCAAGCUAGCUCUGGAGCCGUAUAUGAACGAGGUGUUGUUGAAGUUAGCUCAGGAUCGGAAGGUCGGGUUUCAGUUUCAACGAGGCUGCAAGAGGUGGUUUAUCAAUCCUUUAGUUUAA
Molecule: messenger RNA, 930 nt
Organism: Penicillium cinerascens
Lineage: Eukaryota; Fungi; Ascomycota; Eurotiomycetes; Eurotiales; Aspergillaceae
Product: metallo-beta-lactamase domain protein
Exons: 2
Coding region: 1-930 (309 amino acids)
Biological process (GO): secondary metabolite biosynthetic process
Source: RefSeq, a predicted model, not a curated record